GUGUUAUUAAAGAAAAUUCCGUACUUAGUGUGAAACAAAUAAUACUCGUAUACUUGUAAACAAUUGCAAAUACAAUUGCCUACACAUUGUCAGUGCUCAGUUUCAUCCGUCCGAGUUUGCAAACGAAAAACAUUUAAAACCCCAACAAACAAUCACCCAAACGUAGCACUCCACCUUUCAGUAAAGCUAACCGUUGCAUCUGACAUUUGUCAGCUAGAAACAACAGGGAAAGCACUUUGUCAAAAAACUCAUCAAACUUCAUUGUCAUCGAAACGCAAACGCUGACUCAUUGACAAACAUGCUCCACGUCGAACCGAAUCGGCUCCCGUAUUUCACGUAUCUCUAUAGAUUUCGCGAUCCGCCCUCUCUUUCUACCGCCCCGAACAAACACUAGUGCGUUUCCAUUUCUCGACGCGGUCGGUCGUUUCGUUCCUCGGCGAUGGAAGAUCGCGAUUUUUGAAUUCCGAAUGCGUGCGUGAUUUUUUAAAGACAUCGCGGGAAAACUUUUAGUGGUGUGGUUUGUGUUUUUUUUUUUGUUUUGAAUAGUGUUUGACUUUUAACUGUGGAUGAUAAGUUAGUGAUUUGUGGGAUGUGUCGUGAUUUUACUGAAUCCAAGAAUGUUCGCACACGUUCGCACCAACAGAUAACAGUAAAAAUGACCAUUAACCUGAGUGGGAAAAAACUGUGACAUUUAAAAUCAAUCGUGCCAAAACAAUGUUUUGCUGCAAAGAACUGAAACUACUCUACGCCACUAUUGUUCUGUUACUCGAAGCUGAGUUGCUGGUGAACACGGAUGCAAUGGAGUCGAAGCGGUCUUCCUUGUUGGCGCAAAACGCUGAUGAAUUGAAAUCUUUGGAGCUAUGUAUUAGUAGGAAUCAACAGAGGCUGGGUAGUGUUUUUGGGAAUUAUACGAGGCAUCACAAAAAGGGUCACAGAAGAAGAACAACCACCACAACACAAACAACAGUCAUCUACACGACGGCAGUCGACAAUGAAGACGACCUAACCAACCCCUUCGCCACCAGCGAAACCCUCACAACCCCCCACCCAAAACUACCCAAACCCCAAAGGCUAUCUUCAUACAAAGACUACGAUGUACAUAUAGAUAAAAAUGCAAUUGAAGAUGAAAUAAGUGAGAUUAUAGAAGGUUAUAAGCAUCAUGAGAAAUAUACAGAGCUAGAUGAAGCAUCAUUAGCUAAAUCGUUAAGUAAAGUUAAGAAAAUGUACAGAGACUCAGCGGGAUCGGCCGCUAAUAAGUUAAGUGGGAAGGGCGGGAAGACGGGUAUAUUUUUGACUGACAAUUGUACAACUGUUAUAGCACAGAUAGGAACUACAGCUGUUUUGCAUUGUGAAGUUAGCGAUAUCACAGAGAACACGGUAACGUGGAUAAGAAAAAAAGACUAUUCCUUGUUAUCAGUGGGGCUGGUUACAUACAGCGCAGACAACCGAUUCUUUUCUGCCCACGGCCGACAUGUGAAGGACUGGGCCCUCCACAUACGGUUCUCCACGUCCGCAGACGGUGGUUACUACGAGUGCCAAGUCCCAACGCACCCGCCUACGAGUAUCUUCUUUAAGCUGGUUCUCGUUGCUGCCUACGCGGAAAUAAUGGGGGAAUCAGAGAAAAUCAUCCACGAGGGUUCGAUGCUGAGGCUAGUGUGUGUAGUGCGGCGCUCCACCGAGCCGCCGUCCUACGUCUUCUGGUACUUCGAGAACAGGAUGAUCAAUUAUGACCUGAACGGAGUUAGCGUUCACAACGGGCGUCAGACCAGUGAGCUGGUGAUAGGAAAAGCGGAGCCGCGGCACGCGGGAAACUACACCUGCGUGCCGGCCAACGCUAAAGCUGCCUCUGUCACCGUGCAUGUCGUGCAAAGUGAAACCCCGGCAGCCAUGCAGCACGGCAACAACUCCUCAACCCACACCAGCUUGCACUUGCUGGCCAGUGGCUUCGUCUAUCUAUUGGCACUAAAACUAUUGCUAACACAAAUAUGCUUAGAGUACGGAUAGUGAUAAAAGCAUAAAAUAGCAUUUUGGUUAUCCCUUUCCCAUAGUUGAGAAGAAAAGUAGUUAAUUCUGAAACAAAAAGACGCCUGGAUGUUGGUAUAAAAUUUGAGGUUUGAAUAUUUCUACUGGUCUGAACGUUAGUACCUAUUUAGUUUUUUGUACAGUAUGUGAUACAUUUCAUUUUAAAAACGAUUGUAAAAAUAUUAUUUAACGAUGGUAUGUGUUUUAGUUUAGUACAACGGUAGGUAUUUACCUACGUACUUACUCAUAUAUGGUAAGGUUAUACAAGGUGGCCAAAAAUUUGUACAUUCCUGUUGCCAGGGAGGUUUUGGGCUUAUACCGGCUUAGACCAACCUCGAAAUUGCGAAAAAAAAAUCUGGCUGUUUCAUACAUUUUAGCUGGUCCAUUUUCUAUGGGAGGGUAAAAAUUUUUUUCGCGAUUUCGGGGUUGGUCCCAUAGUCAAAGUUGCUCACUAUAAUCCCAAAUCCUCCCUGGCAACGGGAAUGCACAUAUUUUUUGGCCACCUUGUAUAUGGUUGAGCUGCAAUUUAUGUUUGUAAUUUAGAUAUUUUUGUGUAACUAAGUUUAGACCCCGUAAGUUCGCGUUUUUCUCUGAUGAAAGUGCGCGCCCGGGAGUGCGGAUAUCAUGCUAUUUAACUUAAUUUUAUUUGUACGUUUAAAUUAAGUAAAAAGUUCCGAUCCGAUACGUCCCUACUUAUUUCCUCAUUAGCUCAGUUUGGAUUAUUAAUAAAGCGUCUAAUGCAUUGAGCUACUUUUCUUUUUCACUACACCUUCACUGUUUAUAAUAAAUAAUUAUGAUCUGGUGUUAAAUAUGGUGUUUUUUCAGCAAAUGUAUAAUGUCUGUUUAUCAUUUAUAGAAUUGUUUAUUAGGAAACCAUAUAAAUUAUCUAUAUUUUAGACUGUUAUAUUUAAAUGAUAUAAUAUUGUUGUGAUCGUCAUUUUUAUUUGUUUUUAGAAAGCCCUUGUAAAUUUAGCAUUGCGUUAAUAAUCAUAAAGUGUUUUGUCAAAUGUAAAAUACAAAGGAUUUUGAGUAUUUCAUCAUAAUUAUGGUGUAUUUAAGAAUUUAAAUGCUGUGUAUUUAAAACUGUAUUACCUAUAACUUAAAAACAACCAAAACUGUUUUCGAACUGCCUUCAUUUAAUACUGAAUUUUCAAAAAAUA
Cydia pomonella (codling moth) is the source of this 3182-nucleotide messenger RNA. RefSeq lists its product as uncharacterized. Lineage: Eukaryota; Metazoa; Arthropoda; Insecta; Lepidoptera; Tortricidae. Bases 715 to 2004 code for a protein of 429 amino acids. The record is from RefSeq and is a predicted model, not a curated record. The transcript has 8 exons. Gene Ontology annotation, biological process: synapse organization. Gene Ontology annotation, cellular component: neuron projection membrane.